GAGCUUCAAAAAGAAAGCGAUUUUGAGGUUAAAGGAACGUUUUUAAAAAAGUUAUAAAAACAUUUUGCUUAUUUUGCAAAAUGUAAACCAAAAAUUCUUAAAUAUGUCUAGCGAAGAGAGCCCCGCAGCACGUCAGAAAUCCGAGUUUACAGCUUUACGGGCGAUUUAUGGCAAGGAUAUAAAAGAUCUAAGGAAAAAACCAGCAUGGAACAAUUGGAGUCCCUUAGAUCUUGCCGUUACCUUAACUCCACAAAUUGGGAGUUCAGGAAAUCAGGAAGUUUACGUUCAAGUUGAUUUACAUGUAAUAUGCCCAGAAGAAUAUCCUAUCAAAGCACCUAAAGUUUUACUCGAAAAUGGAAAAGGAAUGUCUCAAACAAUUUUACUAAAGCUGACAGAAGAAUUGCAAUUACAGGCUAAGGAACUCGAGGGGACUGAAAUGAUAUACGAAUUGUGCCAACAUAUUCGAGAAAAAUUACAUCAGCAUAACAAGCCUGCUAUGAAAAGCCUUUAUCAUGAAAUGUUAUUAACACAGGAAGAAAAGAAACGGGAACAAGAAUUGCAAAAGCAAUUAGAGGAGGAUCGAAAUAAAGAAACUAUGAUGAAAGAGGUGAAAGAGAGACAAGAAAUGUUAAAAUCUGAAGCUAGGUUAAGAAGAGAAAGACAGAGAAGUACUUCAGAGAAUGAAGCAGAUGGGGAACUGCAAAGGAAAUUUUCUCUUACUAACAGAAAGCGACACAAUAGUUCAACCGAAAGCAGCGAUGAAUUUGUUUGUAAUCACAGAGGGGUCGUCUGUUUGGAUUUUAAUGGCAGAGAAAUACAGAGGGGACAAUGUAUAAGGCAUAUUGAACCUAAUAAUGUGAUAUUUGUGGGUAUAGACACCGAAACAGGAGAGCUAACGGAAAUAUCUCAAUGGAGACUGGAAAUAAAAAAUAAUGAUACUACACAGUUGUUAAAAAUUUUGAGUAAUGUUGAACAGGAACUCAAUUAUUAUGUUACAAAAUUAAAGCACACUAAUUUAUCUCAUUAUCUGGGAUUCAAGCAUGAAAUAGUGGAAAACCAAGUUUAUGUUUAUAUCCUGAAAGAAUUUAUAUCUGGUUCAAAUUGCUGUUCAUUGUUUACCAGUCCAAAUAUUAAAGUUGAGAUUAACUUUUUAAAACAUCUUGCCAAAGGAGUAUUAACAGCUAUAGAUUAUCUGCAUCGAAAUAACGUCGUUCAUAAGAAUAUUGGGGAUUUUUGUGUUUUUGUUAGUGAGAAAGGUGUCAUUAAAGUGUCAGAUUAUAGUAUUCAUAGAAGGAUGUUAGACUUGCUUUCGCCAGUUCAUGUCUAUUAUUCCAAGAAAGGAGAUAUAUUUGAUUUCGGCAAAUUUAUUCUUGCCUUACUUGGACAAAAUAUAGCCAAUGACAAUGUCGAAAUUCCAAAUCUGAUACAAAGUGAUUUAUAUGACUUCUUAACGAGGUGCUUGAAUAAAGAUGAGAAAAGUCGUUAUACUGCCAAUCAGUUACUAAAUCAUCCAUUCUUUCACAAAACCAUUGUUCAUUUUUCACCACAACAAGCACUUCAAGACUUGCCGCUCGAAAGAAACGUUUCUCCAGAGAUCACACAUAAUCUUUCUGCAUCAUCCACUGGAAACAGCCAGUCGCGUAUUGACAACGAAUUCGAAAUUUUGGAGCACUUAGGGAAGGGUGCUUUCGGCGACGUUUUGAAGGCUAGAAAUAAGUUAGAUGGAGGUUAUUAUGCUAUUAAACGAAUCCGACUGAACCCCAAAAAUAAGGUAUUAAGCAAGAAAAUUGUAAGAGAAGUUACGCUAUUGUCUCGAUUGAACCAUGAGAAUGUCGUACGCUACUACAACUCCUGGAUAGAAACGACAACGGUUAAAGGCGAUGCCGAAGAAAACUCUAGCUUUAGCGCGACAACCACGGAAACUGACCAGAGAAUGCCGAAGGUUGUAAGAAAAGAUGACUUUACUUUAAAUGACGACAUAGAGAGAUUAGCGCCUCCUAUGAAGAAUGUGGAAAUCUCUAUAACUUACGAUAGUAAAUCUCAAGCUCCUUAUGAUGAAUCUUCUUCUUCUGACGAUGAUGAUGAGGACGAUGACGAUGAUUCUAGUAAUGAUGCUUAUUCAAAAUCCCCUGUUAUAAAAUUUAGUACUACAAACUCCGAUUCGGACAGUAUCGAAUUUGACAGAGGAUCUGAUGCCGAGUCGUCUAAAACUAGCGAGUCUAAAACAGCCAGUCUGUCUAAGUCAACUGCAGGUCCUGUUAAUGAUAGCUCUCAAGACAUACUUUUACAACUCGAUUAUCUGUAUAUUCAAAUGGAAUUUUGUGAAAAGAGUACUUUGAGAACUGCAAUCGAUCGUGAUCUGUAUUUGGACCAAGACAGAGUAUGGAGGUUAUUCAGGGAGAUUGUUGAAGGUUUAGCGCACAUUCAUCAACAAGGUAUGAUUCAUAGAGAUCUGAAGCCAGUAAACAUUUUUUUGGAUUAUUCUGAUCACGUAAAAAUUGGAGAUUUUGGUCUUGCUACUACAAUUCGAAUUGCGAUGCGCUCCAGACAAGGCGAAUAUUUUGGUGUUACAAAAAGCCAAGCCGAGAGUUUGAAAGAAGACAUGCCCGAUGAAAGUAAAACUGGCCACAUUGGAACUGCUCUUUAUAUCGCACCUGAAAUUAAUUCAUCAGGCAAAGCUAAUUAUAAUCAAAAAGUGGACAUUUACAGUUUAGGUAUAAUAUUAUUUGAAAUGUGCUAUAAACCGCUAGAUACUGGAAUGGAGAGGAUUAAAAUUCUCAAUAAAUUACGUAUGAAGGAUGUUGGCUUUCCAUCGGAUUUUGAUGACAAUGACAGAGCUCGAUUUUUAAUUAAAUGGUUAUUGAAUCACGAUAUUUCGAAUAGACCUACAUCGCAGGAGUUGUUACAGUCUGAAUAUCUCCCGCCCCCAGUAUUAGAAGAAAGGGAAUUACAGGAAUUAGUGAGACACACUUUAAGUAAUCCCCAGUUAAAAGGAUAUCGAUAUCUUAUAUCCUCUUGUUUCAAGCAAACUAUUACGCUUGCGCAAGACAUUACGUACGACAGAGAUCCGACUGCUCCCAGUCUUUCGAAGCCAUUGAAUCUCUAUGAGUUUGUAAGAGAUGUUUGUAUUAAGAUAUUUAAACAACACGGAGGUCAAAAUUUGGCUACACCUUUGUUAAUGCCUAAAAGUAAAUAUUAUGAGGAAAUUGAAUCUUGUGUCAAAUUAAUGACCCAUUUUGGUAAUAUUGUAUUGCUACCACAUGAUCUCAGAGUACCAUUUGCGAGGUACAUCGCUUGGAAUAAUAUAAAUCUUCUCAGACGUUAUGCAGUCGAACGAGUAUAUAAGGAGAAAAAAGUAUUUGGUUUCCUACCUAGGGAAUUUUACGAAUGUGCCUUUGAUAUUGUUAGUCCUACCAAAGGUUAUCUUAUGUCCGAUGCCGAAAUUUUGUACAUAGUCUAUGAAAUUAUUAAAGAAUUGCCUGGAAUUGCAAAUAUGCAUUUUGUGAUCAAACUUAAUCAUACUGGUCUCUUAAAGGCGAUUUUACUAUAUUGCGGCCUUAAAGAAAAACAAGAGGAACUGUUUAAAUUAUUACUAGAUAUUAAGGAAGGCAAAGUACCAAAAUUACAAAUUCAUACUUUUUUACAACAAAGAGGUCUAUCUGAUAACAUGAUCCACGUUUUAGUUAAUUUGUUGUACAGCGAGUAUGAAAUGGACAAAGUCGUGAACCAGUUUCAGAUGAUAAUAAAAAAGAAAUCAAGCGAAGCAAGCAAUUUGGCUAAAGAAGCUCUAGCAGAAUUAAGAACAAUCGUAGACAAUGCUGAGCUGUAUGGUAUUGAUUUUGAUUUUGUGGUUGCGCCGGGAUUAGUAUAUAAUGUUCAACAAUAUUCGGGAAUGAUCUGUCAGUUUGUCUGCGAACUGAAAAAGAAAAGGAAACACGAUAACAAAGAAGUUGUAGCCAUAGGCGGAAGAUACGAUGCAAUGAUUGCCUACUAUAGAAACAUUAUGGAACAAACUAAUAUGAUCACAAAAGACGUUCAACAAUCAGCAGUUGGUAUAUCAAUUUCUUUGGACAAGCUAGUUCAAGCGAUACAGAAAGAAGAUUCUGAGGAGUUACCUAAAGUGACUACAUUAGAUACUGUAGUUUGCUCUGUUGGAAGCAAUCAUUUGUUGAAAGAGAAAAUUAAAAUGCUGAAAUGUUUAUGGAGACAUGGAAUAAAGAGCUCUUUAAUUGAGGAAACUAAUUCUGUCGAGGUUCAAGAACAACUUAUGAAAAUUGGGGUGCCUCACGCUUUUAUUUUUAAAGACAACGAUCAAGUUCGCGUUAAAAGUUGGGACGUUAGUUCUAAGGACAGCUUUGAUAAAUUUCAAGAGAAAACCUACAAUACGUUAGAUUUGCAAGAUAAUUUCUCGAAACUCUUUAGAAGCCGUAGUGAUAGUAUUGUUGAGGGUACGCAGACGAGUAAUAUACUUUCAAGAUCGGAGAGCAAGAAUAGUUAUACGGAUAAAAAUGAUUCUGAGCCAGUCGUGGAUAUUGUGUUAGUUAUUUCUGGAAAAGCAUCGUCCACCGCAAAGAGAAGAUAUGAUAUGCAGACGAGAACUCAGCUAGAUGGUUUAUUUAAAAAAUUGUGUGGAUUCAUAACCGUGGUGGGAAUUACUGCCGAAUCAAAUAUAGUGAGGACUUUAAAUUCGUAUUUAGACUUCAAAUCGGAAGACGUAUUCUUUAGGGCGGCAGAAGAGUGUAUUUCAAAACACCAAAAAGAAAGACAGUACAUAAAUGAAAUCUGUGAUGAAAUAUGGAACGUUAAAAUGCGAAAAACAAAUCCAACCAUCGUUUUAUUUAGUUUAAAAGAUAACUUUUAUAAAGUCCUAGUUUAAGUGCCAAUUUUUCCAGUUAUUUGUUACACAUUGAUAGUAAGUACGUAAAAAAUAAAACAUCUCUAAAAUUUAUACAUAACAAUCUUUUUUAUUUUUACUAUUUAGAUUUUAUAUUCCAAUAGCCUUUGGAAUAAAUUGUUUGUUUUUUGGAAUGAGAAUAAACCAAGUUUAUUUUGACUAUAAGGAACAUUCUUUUGCACUGUCAUCAGAUUUAGUAUUAAAGUUCCAGUUUAAGUUUUAUUAUAUUCAUGAUUAUUUUGACUUUUUUUUUAAUUUUUUAGACGCCUUAGUUUUAAAUAUAUUUUUUCAUUUGAUUUUGGACGUAAAUACUAUAAAAGAUCUUAUAUUUAGAAUUUUUCAUUGAAAUACGGUAUUGAUAUUCAUAAUUUGAUAAUAUAAUUUUUAUUUUUUUAGUUUCAUUGAUUUAACAUAACAAUUUUAUUUAAUAUACAUAUAUUUUUUUAUUUUGAAUUUGGUUUCUAUUCUAUGAAUAUCGUCGAAUUUUUUUUAAAAAAUACCAAAUUUACUUUUUAGUUAUCAUUUUGUUCUACUAUGCUUGAAAUUCUUCAAUGAGAAAAUGCAUUUAUAAAGUAUACUGAGUAUUCAUUUGGC
This is a messenger RNA of Sitophilus oryzae (rice weevil), 5488 nucleotides long. It is a transcript of the gene Gcn2, whose product is annotated as eIF-2-alpha kinase GCN2. The transcript is spliced from 26 exons. Bases 104 to 4876 code for a protein of 1590 amino acids. Gene Ontology annotation, biological process: regulation of translational initiation by eIF2 alpha phosphorylation; DNA damage checkpoint signaling. Gene Ontology annotation, cellular component: cytosol. Gene Ontology annotation, molecular function: eukaryotic translation initiation factor 2alpha kinase activity; protein binding; ATP binding. The record is from RefSeq and is a predicted model, not a curated record. NCBI's taxonomy places the organism in Eukaryota, Metazoa, Arthropoda, Insecta, Coleoptera, Curculionidae.